CACACGCACAGAAACCGGAUGCGGUGGGGAAAUUUCAACGAAAUUCUAAUUCGAUUGGAUCGAUCCACGGAUUGACCAGUUUAAUCGUUCGUGAUCGGGCUUACGUCGGUGGCAAUCUAACAGACGACACACUUGCGCACUCGCAGUUUGCGCAGGGGUGACGGCCUCAGGUAUGCAACCUGUCGCCUAGCUGCCCACUUCUAUUACCUUGAUUCGGUAUGUGAGACAGUUGUGUAUAAGUAGAGUCGGCGCAGACCUCACAACGACUGUUAUCUCCUCUCCUAUUCAUUAAAAAUUAAGUUAACAUGUUCGAUUUCUGUUGAGAGGCCCUCGCGAAGAACAAGAAAGAAGAAAAAAAAAUGUCGAUAAAUUUUUGGGCGGAAGACACGUCUCGACCCGCUUGGGAGAUGGAAGCGGAAAUUCUUCGACUGACAACCCGAUUAAUGAUGAGAGAGAGAGAAGUGAGACAAUUAAAGUUGCAACUGAAGAACCAAUCGGUUCGAACUCAACAGACAAUUACCAGUUGGAAAAGAAAAGCGGAAGAGAAAGAGGACCAAUUAAAAAGAAUUUUACUACAGAAAGACACAGACAUGCAAGCUAUAGUCACUCAAUUAAUGUGUCUGGAGGGGGAACUGAGGCAGGAACAAACUAGGAUAAACAGUCAGUUAGAAGAGAAGGACAGGAUGAUAAAACAAUUAUCUUUAGAACUGGAAAAGUUGAGAACUUCUCAGGAUCCGGCAACCAACGAACGUAACUUUAGUAAUCGAGCCAUUAACGACUUAACUAACGUUUGGACUAGAAAACUGAAGGAGAACGACUUCAGCGGGGUGGAGGAAAAGAAGAAGGGAGUAACGAGUCAGAAAACACCGCUGAAAAUGAAAGAUAUCAAAAGUAAAAAAGCAAAUUCUCAUAGAUCACACAAAUCCCAUUUACUAGACUUCCCACCUGUUAUAAGGAAAUUGGAGCAGCACGUUACGUGACUUUCGUGUUCUUCUCGCUUUGUAUAGACUUUUAAAUAAGUUUAAAUAAAAUAAAAACAUUAUUUUCGUAAGAAA
Messenger RNA from Centruroides sculpturatus (bark scorpion), 1055 nucleotides. Its product is annotated as interaptin-like. The transcript has 2 exons. Lineage: Eukaryota; Metazoa; Arthropoda; Arachnida; Scorpiones; Buthidae. Bases 360 to 980 code for a protein of 206 amino acids. The record is from RefSeq and is a predicted model, not a curated record.